CAGCGAUAGGCUGAUAGCCCCCUACAGCCUACAGCCUACAGGCAGCGUAGUUGAGAUAGGUAGAUUGAUCGCGCAUGUGGAAAUUUUGAGUAACGAGCAGAGCAGACGGGAGAGCUUCGUCGGCACCACGUAAGGGUGCCUCCACGACCACCACACACCAUUUCCCACACGCCACACACCACACACCACAGAACUCACAAUGGCACUACGGAUAAGUCCCAUAACAGCCCAAUUGGGCAAGUUAUCCAUCGGCAACACUACCUCCAGAACCAGCAUACGACUCGCAUCCACGACGAAGAGGAGGAAGGGCGAGCGGAUUGAGCCGAGUUUCCAGCCCGGCCACGGCGAAAAGAUCUACGUCUUCAAACACUUCUUAGAUGGGAUGACGGUAUACUCACACGACCCCGUGCUCAAGGCAAACCGCGCAUUUAGACAGAUACCGUUCAAUGGAAAGAAACUCAGGCCUGCGAAGCUACGGAAGGACUACUGGCGGCCGAUGGCCAUGAUCCAAUUCCCGGACGGGCAGGGCGAGGUGGGCCGCAGCGUGUACCAGCGGUUGCGGGAGUGCAAGAAAUUGCACGAGUACUCGUGGGGCGAUAGCGUGCUGUACGGGGAGAAAGGAGAGACGCUCACGACGCAUGACCGCGGCCGCCGCCUCAACGACCAGCGCGCCAACACCAUCGCCGACAUGGCCGCCGUGCUGGGAGGCCUGGGCAAAGGCAACAAGAUCGUGGUCGGAGCCGCCGCAGAGGACACGAGCGGCAGUGAAAUAACGGUGCCCACUGCCACCGAGGACGAUGGCAAGACACUUGUCCAGGCGACCGUCUGGUGGGCCGACGGACUCGAUCAGAACUACGCCGAGAAAUGGUCCAAGAAUGUCACACAUCAUCUUUUCGAGAAUGCGAUCCUGGUGCCGACCGAGACCGCGACCGAGACCGCAACCGCGACCGCGGAAAAUGCAGAAAGCGUGGCGGCCGAGAUAUGAAUAAUGGGAGUAAGAGCUUACGUAUAACGCCAAACAAAUGUCACAGAUUUAAAAACAAAUAUUAUGUAUGUCAUCGCUGGCAAGCAGGCAGGAAAAGUCUGCUCCGUGUUCUAGCUCUUCGAGC
Molecule: messenger RNA, 1109 nt
Organism: Xylaria bambusicola
Lineage: Eukaryota; Fungi; Ascomycota; Sordariomycetes; Xylariales; Xylariaceae
Exons: 2
Coding region: 200-985 (261 amino acids)
Biological process (GO): positive regulation of mitochondrial DNA replication; DNA recombination
Cellular component (GO): mitochondrial large ribosomal subunit; nucleus
Molecular function (GO): DNA strand exchange activity; single-stranded DNA binding; structural constituent of ribosome
Source: RefSeq, a predicted model, not a curated record